UUUCAUAAAGAGUCAUUUAAUUUAUAUGAAUUCCAUGGAAAUUGAGGAAAAAAUACAUAAAAGAUCUCUGCAGGAGACAUUGUAUCGUAUUCCACAAGCGAUUUCAAAUUUAGUGGAGAGAUUCUUUUACAAUCUUGGAUUUAAAAUAGCUCAGCAGCCAAAAACAUGGAUGACGUGUUGUUCUGUAUUAGUAAUUUUAUGCCUUGGUGGUUUGUUUCGCUUCAGACAGGAAAAAAAUCCGUUAAAAUUAUGGGUACCGGUGGACUCAGAUUUCGUUCAGGAUACGGAAUGGUUGAUAUCUACAUUCAAAGAAGGCCAAAGAAUAGAAAAUAUGAUAUUCGUUGCAGAUGAUAUAUUAGAAUCUGAAGCUCUUGUACGUUUAAAUGAAAUAACAAAACAAAUAUUUAAUGUUCAAACAAAUAGUAAACCAAACAUCUCUUGGAUGGAUGUGUGCUUUAAGAUUCCUAUUAUUUCUAAUAUUGUUGAACCAAAGAGAAAGAAAAGACAAUUAAACGACAGUUUUUUCGAAGAGGACUAUAAAAUGCCAAACCAAGCAGGCUACGAUCCGGGAGUGCAUUUUCCCACUAAGCUAUACUGUAAAAUUUUCAAUAGCUUUCCAAAAGGCUGUUUAUUAUUCAGUAUUAUGGACAUUUGGGAGUUUAAUUCGACUUUAAUUAAAUCACAAACGAAAGAACAAAUAGUAAAUAAAUUUAAUUCUGUGGAUAUUAGUCCAACGCUUGGCCAUCCUUUGAAUUUCAGUCAAUUGUUAGGUGGCGUAACAAAAGAUGAUAAAGGAAGAAUAAUAAAAGCCAAAGUGGUUAAAACUCAAUGGAUUGUUCAUAUUAAUUUCACUGAAGUUAAUAUGGAUGAAAUGGGUAAUGACGCGGGCACCGCUGAUUGGUCGACAAAAAAAGUGUCCGAUUGGGAAGCUGUUUUUCUGAAGGAACUCAAGGAAGUAUCGAAUAAUCUAACCGAAAAUAAAACAAACACUUACUCAAUAUAUUAUGAAGCUGGCCGAAGCUUUGGUGAUAUAAGUCAAGACAGUAUUUUUCAUGAUGUUGAAAAGCUCAUAGCUGGCAUUAUAAUAAUGUCAAUGUACGUCCAAGUGAUACUCUCUAAGUUUAAUUGGGUGGAGUGGCGUUUUUGGCUGACAAGCGUUGCUCUCCUUUGUAUAGGAGGAGCUUUUGCCGUUGCUGUAGGGCUUUGUUCCCUCGCUGGAAUUCCAUAUGGACCGGUGCAUACGUCGCUGCCUUUCCUAUUGAUGGGCUUGGGGGUCGAUGAUACUUUUGUUAUGAUGGCGGCUUGGGAGGAAGUAGCAUUUCAUGAAAAAAAUCAUAACAAACCGUUACCCGAAAGGGUGGCUUUAGCUCUAAGUCACGCGGGUGCUGCAAUAUCCGUCACCUCGCUCACCGAUGUCGUUGCAUUUGUUAUUGGUGCUUCUACGAUUUUACCGUCUUUGCACUCAUUUUGUAUAUACGCUGCUGUUGGAGUCUUUGUAACAUUUGUCUUGCAAGUAACGUUUUUCGUGGCUUUUUUCACUUUAGAUUGCAAACGCAUAGAGAUGAAACGAAAUGGCGUAUUGCCAUGUAUCGGGCAUGAAAAUUAUCCAUGCCCAACUGUAAAUACCAAGGAAAGUAUUUCAUGCAAAUUAAUCGAUCGAUUAUAUACAAAUGUGGUGUUCCCAUUACCUGGUAAAAUAGGAAUUUUAUGUAUUACAAUUGUAUUUGCAACAUUCGGUGGUAUUGGCUCGAGUAGACUCGAGCAAUGGUUCGAUCCAGUUUGGUUUUUACCAAAAGAAUCGUAUUUAAGCGAGUACCUCGUCGUUAAAGGAAAAGAGUUUCCAAAUGUGGGAGACGAGGUUACGGUUUUUAUAAGCAACGCAGAUUUCGUUCAAGAAUUUCCAAACAUUUUGAAUCUAAGUAUGAUUUUACAAAAUGCAUCAUUUACAGAAAGUGUGAAAAAUUGGCCCUUAGACUUCAUUCACUUCGUGGAUGCAAAUUUCAAUAUAGAUGCGGAGAACAAAACGCUCACGGAAAAUGAAUUUACAAUGUACCUAUCAAAGUUCUUAUUCAGUCGUAUAGGUGGAAAGUACCAGAGAAACUUUCGAUUUAAAGGGAAUUUAACGUGCGGUGAGUCGAGCCCGUCAAUAAUCAUAGCCAGUAUUGACUUUAAGUUUAAGAAAUUCUCAUCACCGUACGAAUGGAUACCCGGGAUGGAUAACGCGAAGAAAAUCGCGUCCGAGGCCGGUAUCGACGGCUCCGUCAUCGUCUGGAGCGAAAUGUUCGCUGCCUGGGUCACGGACAAGGUCAUCUCGCAGGAAGUCGUGAGGAAUCUUAUUUUGGCCUUGAUAUGCGUUAUGGGCAUGACCGCGUUUUUGAUUGCCGAGCCGCAAACUUGCUUCUGGAUAUUACUUUGCGUUUUAUUGACGCUGCUCGACGUGUGCGGAUUUAUGUAUUACUGGGGGCUCACCAUUGACAUUGUAUCGUGCAUAGGGCUCGAAUUGGCAGUUGGUUUGAGCGUGGACUAUGCGGCCCACGUGGCGCACGGCUUCCUCAAUGCUGUCGAGACUCCGGGUGCGAGGGGACCAGACGAGCGGAGCCUCCGGGUCCUCAAGGCUAUGCGCCAUAUCGGCGCGGCGGUACUCUUCGGGGCGGGAUCGACGCUCCUCGCCCUCUCGCUCCUCUCCUUCUCGCGGGCCUACGUGUUUCGGGCCUUCUUCAAGAUCUUCUUGCUGGUCAUUGUUUUUGGACUUUGGCACGGACUCCUCCUGCUGCCCGUCGUCCUCAGCACAAUUGGACCUCGCAGUCUACGCUCCAACUUUAAAAAUAUACGAUCAAGGAAUAAUGAUUUGAUAGAAGAAACCGAAGCCGCAACAGUGCCAUUAAAUAAAGAAUAAAAUUAUUCGUCAAUCAGAUUUUAUUAUAGCAUAGAAUUAUUAUA
Messenger RNA from Ceratosolen solmsi marchali, 2940 nucleotides. Its product is annotated as patched domain-containing protein 3. Lineage: Eukaryota; Metazoa; Arthropoda; Insecta; Hymenoptera; Agaonidae. Gene Ontology annotation, cellular component: membrane. The record is from RefSeq and is a predicted model, not a curated record. Bases 26 to 2896 code for a protein of 956 amino acids. The transcript has 9 exons.